Polyodon spathula (Mississippi paddlefish) is the source of this 5927-nucleotide messenger RNA. Its product is annotated as synaptopodin-like. Lineage: Eukaryota; Metazoa; Chordata; Actinopteri; Acipenseriformes; Polyodontidae. The coding region runs from base 1400 to 4579 and encodes 1059 amino acids. The record is from RefSeq and is a predicted model, not a curated record. Gene Ontology annotation, molecular function: actin binding. Gene Ontology annotation, biological process: positive regulation of actin filament bundle assembly. Gene Ontology annotation, cellular component: Z disc; nucleus; actin cytoskeleton. The transcript is spliced from 5 exons.
AUAGGAGACAGAAGAGAGGCAGCUCAGCACCGCAGAACUCCUGCUCCAGCAUCCCCGGAGUUCAGGUGAGCCAUUUUCCUCACAAUUUCUACUGAGCAAGCCUGAAUAUAUAGCAAACAGCGGGAGUACAGCAGCUGCACUGUGUGUGAGCCAUGAGAGGAGGCUACAGGGAAGAUUCCAUGCAGCCAUUGCUUCAGAUAAUUGCCAACUUGAUGUACAGAAAAAGAAGAGCUUUUAGUUAAACUAGACAUCCAACAACUGGCUGGGAAUACUAAAAUGACAACCAGCUCACAAAAUGUGAAGAAUUUCUCAUUGGCCUCAUAUCGCCAGUGGAGCUCCACCACACAAGCGCAUUAGCAAAAUCACAGAGCAAGGAGGUGAAUGAGCGGAAGAGAGAGACCAAUGCAAUAAAAGCAAAACUAGAAAACUGGACCACAGAACACUGUCAGAACGGAGUUAACCCUUUGAAUGUCUGAUUUAAGUCAAGGAUACAAUGCCCAUAGUAAAAUAGGAAAAGACAAAAAACCUAAGUACCUAUAUAAAUGAUCAAAUAAACAAAACCUCUUUUCUUUAAUGUUUCUGUAUCUCAAGGGGGCAGUGGAGACAAAUCAACCAAGCAGUGUCUAUAUUAGAUGCCACUUAAAAAUACAGGAUUUAUUGCUUACAAACUUAUCAUUUAUUGAAAAUAGCAAUACAGCAUUCAAGUGGCUGUUUAGUUGACCUGUAUCUGAAGACAGAUCUCGAACCUCUUAGAAUAAUAUUAUUUUCAAGCUGCUUACUUUCUUUUGUCAGUUUAUCGAAGUGUUUUCCUUGAUGCCCUGCCAGCCACUCAGUGCCUAUUUUUGUGGAAACCUGUCCCUUCAGACUUUAAAUAAUAAAAUGAACAGGAAGGGGAUUUUACUGUCUGUGCACUGCUCUGAACUUGUAGAAUAAAGUGAAAUUCCUGAAAGCGACCUUGCAGUAUACAGAAACACAGGAAGUUUUAAAAGUGCUUUGCAUUUACUGGAGCUAGCUCAGUCUCCAGCUUUACUGUGAGUGCUGCAGAAAAAGAAACAUUCUAAUAGAGAGAAGAGACAGGUUUAUGAAAAUGGCAGCUACUGGAUUAAGGAAAAAGAAAUGAAGAAAAAUAUCCGCAGUUGAGAAACAGUGGAACAGAUGUAGCUUUUACUGGACCCACAAGUGAGCAGAUCAUUGUUGAGCAAUAUCUUUGGCCACUUUCCAAGGGAAAUGGUACAAAGUGCAGUCUCAGGGUUCUUAGGGGAGGUCUUGUAAUUUCAAAAAAGACAAGCUUGAUGAUUUGAAAGUAUUGCUUGUAUUUUAUUGUUGUGGAUCAACACAGUCCAUCAAUAAGAGAACAGUAAAUACCUGCAAAGAAAACCCCUCUUGAAGGAAGUGCCCUAUGAUGUGGAAGCUUGACUCUUUGGAGCAUCAGACCAGAGCAGAGGGGUCUUCAGAACCUGGACUUGCAUUGAGUGACAACAUCCAACCAUUUUUGAAUACAGAGGUCAGCCCUUCUGGGAUUAAUACAGAGAUGAAAAAAACAGGCCAAGUCUUUGCUCAGCCCCAGUCAAGGAGUUGGGCUUCGAUGGACCAAAAUCAACAGGGAGAUGUGAAGGAGGAAAAAAGAACACAGCAGCCAGUGAGGCGAGGAAUGAGUUGGGCAGGCCCCGAGCCAGGAGCUGAGCACUGGAACUCAAAGAGCCUCAGCCAAAGGAGGGAGAGGCCUGUCUGCCCUAUAUCAGACUCGGAGCUACCUCUGGAAGGGGAAUUGGGAGGAGCAGGCAGUGCCCCAGACUGGGAGAGGUCAGGAGAGGAGUGGAAGGUGGUGAAAGUGAAGCCCGUGAUGAUCACCAGCGCCACGCCACAGGCCAGAAAAACAACUCCAGUGCCAGGUGGAAACACUACAGAGGUCAAAGGCUUCACAUCCCAUUGGAAAGCCACUGAGCCACCAAGCCUACCCCACAAAUCUGAGCUGCAAACCCUGCCCAGCCACCACUCCUCAGAUCUUUCCAGAAGUGCCAGCUUCUCAGAAAAAGAGCUGAAGGAAGCAAGAGACAGAAGUCAAAUAAUAGCUUCCCAGCUGACCACCCCACCCAACGCCAAUUCCAGAGGGGUGCAACUCUUCAACAGACGCAAGCAUCGGGUGAACGCCUUCACCCUGGUCAGCUUUGGCAAAGGAGCCAGACAGGGGCCUCUUGACAAGGACACCAAAACAUGUGAGGGAACGUUCACUGAUAAACGGAACCCAGACCCAAGCAGCAGCUGCACAUCAAAGUCCCUGAAGUACAGGUCAGUGUAUCCAAAACACAGGGAUACCAGAGACAAGAUCAUGGAGGAGCAAGUUGAGAGCAUCCAUGAAGCAGACACAGACGACAGUAGUUUAGAAAUUCCUGAAGUGCAGGUUAGGAAACGGCUGGCUGAAGACCUGAGAUCUGAGACUGUUGCAGUGGCUUUGACCCAGGAGCUGAAAGAAGAGCCUCCAAAUGAGAUUUUUAACUAUGCUAGGAAGGAUCGGCCAACCCACGGUCUUCUGGAAGCUGAGAAAAAUGGGCCAAGCUACUUGGUCAUAACUGGCGAAGAACAAAAUAGAGUUCCAAGUGCAGAGAGCGGUAGAGAAAUCUCAGUGUCCCUGAGUAAACAACCGCCCACUAUAGUCAACAGAACAGCAAGGCCGUUCGGGUCCCCUGCCUUGGUAAGCGUGCAAGAGACAAGAAGUCCUGUGUCUCCACCACCAGCCUUUUCAACUCCCCCACAGCCAUCCCUUCCAAUUCCUCAGACACCAUCAUUUCCAAAUCAUCCACCAGUGUCCCACGUCAUCUCUCCAUUUUCUUCUCCUUAUGUGCCACAGUAUGUAGCAAGCGCAGACCAAAGACCAGCCUAUGAGCCAUGGUAUAGCAAUGAAGAGAGACAGCAGGUGCCCAUGCAGAAGACUGGCAUACUAGAAGAAGGUAAGACACGGAGGGCAUCCAGGAAGUCCAUGUUCACAUUUCAAGAGAAGCCCAAGGUCAAUCCAAACCCUGAGUUGCUGUCCCUGGUGCAAGGUGUAGACGAGAAGAAAAAGCACCAACAGCCAGGAGAACAGACACACGACGAGGAACUUCUAGCCCUAGGGGCCGAAGCGUCAAACUUCCUGACUAAAGCAAAUUCAGAGGACUCCAAGGCACCUGAAUGGUCAUCAUGCUUGAAGAGCUCUGGAUCAAGGGUUAGGUCUGAACCCAAGCCAGCUCAAGGGCUGACCAAUGUUGCAGGGAAAGGGGCAGAGCUGUUUGCCAAACGGCAGUCCAGAAUGGAAAAGUAUGUGGUAGAAUCCCCACCAGUUCUAGGAGGCGCUCUGAGGUCCCCCUCCCCAACCAUGUCCCUACCUCCUUCUUGGACAUUUGCAUCUAAUGUGCCAGGGCGGGUGAGAGCUAUGGCUGACUCUGCUAACAUCACUGCUAAUCCUUCCAGGAGCUCCAAACAGCAACCAUCUGGCUCUUUUGCAGAUCAAGAAAGCCCAGUCAUUGAAAACGGAAGUUCCAAGAAAGAGAUGGACAUUGCAAAGCACCAGCCUUAUCAGCUGAACUCCUCUCUCUUCAUCUUCUCCCCGAGCAAAGACCCCAUGAGGUCCUUACCCAGGGCUGCACCCCCUCCCAAACCCAUGGUCCUAGACGGAGCUAACACCAGGCAGAGCUCCCUACCCUUCUCCCCUCCUCCUGUAUCCCCACUGUUCGAUAGUCCAACACCCUUCAGAGCCACCAAGUGCCUUUCCUCUCAGGUGCCACCAAGCCCAGUCAAUGGACUAGGAACACAGUUCAGACCGAGCCUUGGAACUCCUCUGGAGGUGGUUGAGGCUCCUCCAGCCUCCCCAGCUUCAUCUCUGCAGCCGGGCCGUGUCCCCUCACCACGUCCUGGCAUCCAGGCUCCGAGACCCACAUUUUGUGCCAAGAAGGCAGGGAUCGAACCCCAGGCCCGGAAGGAGUCCCUCUCAGUCGCUAGUACCUGGACACCCCGUCAGUCAAGACCCCCGAGCACCCCGGACAGAGGUACAGGUGUGUCGAAGGCACAACCAGCUGCUGAAGUCCCUGUGUCCUCCCCACGGGCCCGCUAUCCAUCGUCAGGCUCGUCUCCUCUCUCCCCUCCGUGGGAUCAGCGGAGCCAGUCCUCCAUCGGCCAGGACAUCAAAGCCAGUCGGCGCAUGCUAGCCAAGAACAUCAUCAACGCUGCCAGGAGGAAGAACACCACAUCACCCAGGGGAUUGGACGAGCAAGAGGCGUCCAUGUCUCCUACAAGCAGCUCCUUCUUACACCAUGGACAGCAGCCCUCCAGCCCCUUGUCCUUUCAAGCCAGGACUUUAGUAAACCAUUCUCCAACAUUCCGGAGUCCACCAGAGACCCCCACUAGGAUGAUCAGGUCGCCCGUGCAUUUGUAUGCCACCCGGUCACUGACGGAUUCAGAUGCCUCAGGAGAUUCUGAAGACUCUGGGUUAAGAUCCCCCAGCUCUGGCCUGAAGUCCCCAGGUGCCCGGAGCUACAACACCUGCCCCCGAGGCUGGAACGGAAGCCUGCGGCUAAAGAGGGACGGCAUCUCUGCAGAACUGUGAAACAGCAGAGCUCCAGGGUGACUCCUACAGGACAGGCCUAGAAUGAUGUCGCUGCUGGGAAGUGCUUUUAAUGGCUGAAACAAAACGGCUUCACUAGGAAACAUUCCAUUGACCAAAACAAAGAGGGCACCAAUAGAUUGCACUCUGUUGAACUAAAUGAACACAACAUUCCUGAGGAAAUUUCCAGCGACCAAAGAUAACCGUGUUUUCUCAACAAGUAUAAUUUGUUAGUCCCAGAGUUCUAAAGAUGUAUUGGAUUUUGGAAAACUUUUUUUCCCAGUUAUUAUUCCUCUUUGUUUUCAUUUUUUUUAGUUUUUUUAGCCAGUAAAAAAACAGUUUUCACCAGUAGAGGAAAGACACCCAGAGAAUUUAUUUAUGUAACCCAAGAAGAUAAUGUUGAGAACUGUAUCUGUAUGCCCCAAUUUAGCACUUUGCUGAUAAAUCAGGAGCCGGCCUGAAUGAUUUUGGAAGAGCUAGAAGGACAAAGCUCAACAUUCACAGAAAUAGAUGGACUGUCGUUUGAUGCUGGAUAUCAGUUGAAAUGAACACAGUCAAGCAGUCAGUGCCACUCUGGAAGACACAGGGCAGGCUGCAGUCAGUCAGACAUUUGGAUCCUGUUUUUUGGAGAACAUAAUUGCACUUUGAUGUUUUGCUAAUUUACUUUUAGUGGCUCUUUAGACCUCAAAGUGGAGUUAAUGAUAACUGAGUUACUUACCAAAUUAAAUUUGGUUGGUUUGUGGAUUUGCGAAACAAACACCCAACAGCAUCCAGUUUAAGAAAAAUGCAUAGCCAGUGUUCAGCUGUCGCAAACAACACGUUUGAUCUUAGAGGUUGAAGACAAAGCGAUACUUGCCAUGUGACAUUCCUGUAUAUAUUCUGUUUUGACAGAGGGAUUUCGAUAGCAGAUUGAAAGUCUGGAAUCAGACUCUUUGUAAACCGAAGUCAACCUUAUGUGAAGGGAAUAUAAUGUUAGUAUUUUGAUUCGCAAAAGGUCAGCGAUUAUAAAUUGGACCCACAAAGAGGCAGAGAGGAGGUUGUGAUGUCACAUUGGACUGCUCAAGAAGAGGCAGAGACUAGAGAAGGUUGUAGUGUCACAUAGGACUGCCUAAGAAGAGGCAGAGACUAGAGGAGGUUGUGGUGUCACAUAGGACUGCCUAAGAAGAGGCAGAGACUAGAGGAGGUUGUAGUGUCACAUAGGACUGCCUAAGAAGAGGCAGAGACUAGAGGAGGUUGUGGUGUCACAAAGGACUGCUCAAGAUGUUCACAAUAUUUCUGGUGUCACAGGAAAUAAGUUAAUGUUUGCCUUUUUGAGCCUUUGUGCGCAUGUGCAAAUUUUAGAAUUUAAAGG